Molecule: messenger RNA, 1110 nt
Organism: Penicillium canariense
Lineage: Eukaryota; Fungi; Ascomycota; Eurotiomycetes; Eurotiales; Aspergillaceae
Exons: 2
Coding region: 1-1110 (369 amino acids)
Molecular function (GO): protein dimerization activity
Source: RefSeq, a predicted model, not a curated record
AUGUCUGGUGAGCUGAUUAUCAAGGAUCAGCCCGCCGACGGAUCCGACACAUUCGCUCUGCCCCCGGCAGCUCUGGGUCCCAUCCGCGGCGACUCGGUGAGCCGACGAUCUUCCCAUUCAGACCCAAGUUAUGUUCCGGCCUCGCCCACAUCGCCCGAGCUCGCGGCCCGGGGUCGGAAUACUCAGCACGCACGGUCGGGAACCGCCACCAAGCGUCCGCUCGAAGACUUCGAUCUCCCGCCGCCACCGACUCGCACUCGCAAGAUCAUCCAGAUGAAGCCCAAGUCGCCCGCAUCCAAGUCUCCGACCAAGUCCAGGGAGAGCGGGAAAGGCGCGGCUCAGGCCUCGUCCGAAGCCACGGCCAAUGCCACCACAUCCAAGAAGAAGCAGCCGAGCGCGACCAGCGCGGCUGGCCGCAAAAUCGCCCGCAAAACCGCCCACAGCCUGAUCGAGCGCCGGCGCCGGUCCAAAAUGAAUGAGGAGUUUGGAACGUUGAAGGAUAUGAUUCCCGCCUGCCGGGGCCAGGAGAUGCACAAGCUGGCCAUUCUUCAGGCCAGCAUCGACUAUGUCAACUACUUGGAACAAUGUAUCCAGGACCUGAAGACGGCCGGUAGUACCCACCACACCCCGGCACCUCCAUCUCCCACCUCCCCGGAGUUCAUCGCCGAAGCAGGCACCGACAUCAUCAUGCAGCAACCUCCCCAGCGUGCCCGCGCAUCCACACAUUACUCCUCCGCCUCCGCUUCUGCCUCCGCAUCUCCAGAGAUCCUGCCUCCCAACAUCCAAAGUUAUCACCCGUCCCCUUCGUUCUCCCCGCGCACGCGGAUGCCCUCCGUGCACACUCUUCCCGAUGCCCCCUCCAUCCUCCCCAGCCCAGCUCUUGGACCCAGUCAAUCGCCUAUGGACCAGCUGCACGAAUUCCAGGGCAUCGAUCACGAAGCCUCGGCGGCGCUACUGAUGCUCACGCAAGAUCGCCGCGGCACCGCGGACUCGAUCAGCGAGCACUUCUCCAGUAGCACGGCCCUAGCGACGCCAUCGGCGGAGAGCAAGGCCCACGCUGAUGCGCACCGGCGGAAAAGGAUGAGUGUUCGGGAUCUGUUGAUCUCAUAA